Messenger RNA from Paralichthys olivaceus (Japanese flounder), 3247 nucleotides. The record is from RefSeq and is a predicted model, not a curated record. Lineage: Eukaryota; Metazoa; Chordata; Actinopteri; Pleuronectiformes; Paralichthyidae.
CGAGCUGUCAGCCCAUGUGGCGUGGCCAGACAGAAUGUGAGAUUUAAAUUCAUCGGAGGAAAAAGAAUCACUGAUGCGCCGAAGGUAACCCUUCACACAGGGGAAACGAUAGAGGCAGCCUUUCCUCCCUACAGUUUAAGUUCGAGGAACACUACCGUGGACUAUCGAGCUAACGCAAAUAACGAGGCACUACAUACCAUUCAAGCGCCGACAUCUCACCAAGUGGCUCGAACUUGUGAUUUUGCAGAGACAUCACACCGUCGGUGAAACACAGUAACUCAGCAUGGAUGAGAUAGUCAUAGCAGGCAUAUCGGGACGUUUGCCUGAGUCCAACAAUCUGGAGGAAUUCUGGGAAAACCUUAUCAAUGGUGUGGACAUGGUGACAGAGGACAACCGGCGAUGGACACCAGGUCUGUAUGGUCUUCCAAAGAGAAAUGGUAAACUGAAAGACAUUAGCCACUUUGAUGCAGCUUUCUUUGGAGUGCACCCCAAACAGGCCAACACCAUGGACCCCCAGCUCCGUCUCAUGCUGGAGAUUGCCUAUGAAGCUAUUUUAGAUGGAGGACUGAACCCGACCACACUACGUGGCAGUAAAACCGGUGUUUACAUUGGGGUGAGUGGCUCGGAAGCUGGCGAGGCAUUCAGCAAAGAUCCAGAGGAGCUACUGGGCUACAGCAUGACUGGCUGUCAGCGUGCCAUGUUGGCCAACAGAUUAUCCUACUUUUUUGACUUCAGUGGCCCCAGCACUGCCAUCGAUACAGCCUGCUCCUCUAGCUUGCUGGCUUUAGAUAAUGCAUUCCAUGCUAUCCACCAGGGCCAGUGUGAUGCCGCUCUUGUGGGUGGAGUCAACUUGCUACUCAAGCCAAACACCUCAGUGCAGUUCAUGAAACUGGGCAUGCUCAGUCCUGAGGGGACCUGCAAAUCUUUUGACUCGUCAGGUAAUGGAUACUGCCGUUCUGAGGCGGCAGUGGUGGUGCUACUGACCAAGCGAUCAAUGGCUAAAAGGGUCUAUGCCACAGUGGUCAACACUGGCAACAACACAGAUGGAUAUAAAGAACAAGGUGUCACAUUUCCUUCAGGUGAAAUGCAGAAGAGACUGGUUCAUUCUCUCUACCAGGAGGCAAAUAUAACUCCUGAGCAGGUGGAGUAUGUGGAGGCCCACGGCACAGGAACAAAGGUUGGGGACCCACAGGAAGUGAAUGGCAUUGCUGGUGUAUUUUGCCAAUCAAAACGAGGCCCUCUGCUUAUUGGCUCCACCAAAUCCAACAUGGGUCAUCCAGAACCGGCGUCUGGUCUGGCUGCCCUUGCAAAGGUGUUGCUUUCUUUGGAACGAGGAGUCUGGGCUCCCAACCUGCAUUUCAACAGUCCCAACCCUGACAUUCCGGCCCUCAUCGAUGGUCAGAUUAAAGUUGUUGACCAGCCCAUACCUGUCCGAGGAGGCAUAAUAGGCAUUAACUCAUUUGGAUUUGGUGGUUCAAAUGUUCAUGUAAUUCUUCGUCCAAAUGAGAAACAUGCUGAUGCAACUGUACCACCAAGGAUUGUUCCCAGGGUGCUUAAUGCCUGUGGCCGUACAGAGGCUGCAGUGAAUACCAUUCUCCAGAAGGGGAAGGAACACGCUGCAGAUGACAGCUUCCUGUCUUUGCUGAAUGAGGUCUCAGGAGGUCCCUCUACUAGCAUGCCAUUCAGAGGAUACACUGUAAUUGGCUCUCAGAGUGAUGUAAUGGAAGUGCAGCAGGUGCAAGCCUCAGCCAGGCCUCUCUGGUAUAUCUGUGCAGGUAUGGGAACACAGUGGGCAGGUAUGGGCCGCAGUCUCAUGCAGCUGCAAGACUUUAGAGAGUCCAUUCUGCGGUCAGACGCAGCCCUGAAAGACACAGGCCUGGUCGUGUCUCGUUUGCUCAUGGAGGCUGACGAUACCACUUUUGAAGACACUAUUAAUGCCUUUGUUGGCCUCACUUCUAUACAGAUCGCUCUGAUUGACCUGCUCAAUAAGGUGGGUCUGCAGCCCGAUGGCAUCGUAGGACAUUCAGCAGGAGAGCUGGCCUGUGGCUAUGCUGACGGUUCCCUUGGCCACAGUGAGGCAAUCUUGGCUGCCUACUGGAGAGGCCGUUGUGUCAAGGAGGCCAAACUUCCUCCAGGAGGCAUGGCUGCAGUUGGGCUGACCUGGGAGGAAUGCAUGGCUAAGUGUCCUCAGGGAGUUGUCCCAGCCUGCCACAAUGCUGAGAGAACCAUCACCAUCUCUGGUCCUCAGGAAGCAAUCCGAAAAUUUGUGUCUGAACUGAAAGACCAGGGAGUGUUUGCAAGAGAAGUGCACACUGCUGGUGUCGCUUUCCAUUCCUACUUCAUGGCUGCCAUCGCUCCUAACCUGCUGGCUGCUCUAAAGAAGGUUAUCACGGAGCCACUACAGCGUUCACCCCGCUGGGUAAGCACCAGUAUCCCUCAGUCUGCGUGGGAUUCUCCUCUGGCUCUGUACAGCUCAGCUGAGUACUAUGUCAACAACCUGGUCAGCCCUGUGCUGUUUAAGGAGGGCCUGAGUCUGGUUCCCGAAAACGCUGUGGUGGUGGAGAUUGCACCUAAUGCUGUGCUACAGACCAUCCUGAAGCGCAGCCUGAAGCCUACGUGUUCCAUCUUUCCUUUGAUGAGGAUAGGAAUCCCCAACAACCUUGAGUUCUUCCUCUCAAACCUUGGCAAAAUCUACAUUAAUGGCAUCAAUGUGGAUGUUAACAAGCUCUGUCCAGCCGUGAUGUACCCUGUGCCAGUUGGUACCCCUUUGAUCUCUCCUUUGGUCCACUGGGACCAUGCCCAGACUUGGGAUGUCCCCAAGGUUGAGGAUUUUUCUUCUGGCUCCGGAGGAUCCAAUUCUGCCACCAUCUAUAAUAUUGAUGUAAACCCGGAGUCUACAAACAAUUACCUGAUUGGACAUUGCAUUGAUGGGCGUGUACUCUACCCAGCAACGGGCUACCUGGUUUUGGCCUGGCGCACUUUUGUGAGAAGUCUGGGUGCUGUCAUGGAAAGCACCCCAGUAAACUUUGAGGACAUCACCAUCCACAGAGCUACCAUCCUACCAAAGACAGGUUCUAUCGUGUUGGAGGUGCAUCUCAUGCCUGCCACCAACAGAUUUGAGGUUUCAGAGAAUGGAAAUCUGGCUGUUAGUGGGUGCUUCCUUCUCUCCCUCAUUGGCCGUAGCAGUUCACACAAGGAGGGGCUGCAGGACAGUGGUGAGAACAACACACGUGGGAUCCGGAAUUGA